AGCCGGCGAAACAGUGGAUGUCAGACCCAAAGACCGCCAGAGUGCGCUAUUAUUCCUGACGUCGUUAGAUUGGGGCUGUGUGGAUGCGAGCGUCCUCACCGAGUAGCGAGACAAAGCAGUUUUCUUGUUAUGAACUUCUUCCUCCUCUAUCCGCGUCAAGGUCUUCGAAAAAAGAGCUCAUUUCAAGAGCCAAACUAGAACUGCUACAGGAGUCGUCCGCAGUAGGCGAUUGCACUUUUGCACACAGUGGAUAGACUUGGCCACCAAUGGUGCAUGGAGAAUUCUGAUCGAACAGAAGUUCUCGUCUAAACGCACAAAUUACAGUUUUAUGGGAAGGACGUGCUGAUUACAACAAUAACAUUGGAAAAUGGUUCAACAAAGGAUAUUCCGGGCGGUUAUCAUGGGACCUCCAGGUUCAGGGAAGGGCACAGUGUCGGGGCGCAUAGUAAAACGUUUCGGAUUAUCGCAUCUUUCAAGUGGAGACCUUUUGAGAGCCAACAUUAAAGCCCAAACAGAGCUGGGUCUUCUGAUGAAGUCAUGCAUCGAUCAGGGUCAGCUGGUACCUGAUGACGUCAUCUCCCGUCUCGUUCUGACAGAGAUGAGGAGCAUAGAGCAGAGCAGCUGGCUGCUGGACGGUUUCCCCCGCACCGUGACUCAGGCGGAGACUCUAGACGGCGUGUGCAGUGUGGACACAGUCAUCAACAUGGACGUUCCUUUCCAGACCAUCAAACAGAGACUGACCUCUCGCUGGCUCCACCUGCCUAGCGGACGCGUCUACAACAUUGACUUCAACCCACCCAAGAUCUCUGGCCUUGAUGAUGUCACUGGAGAGCCUCUGAUUCAGAGAGACGAUGACACACCAGAGACCAUCACCAGGAGGCUGAGGUCUUACGAAAACCAGACACAACCCGUGUUGGAGUACUACAGGAGCAAAGGGAUGUUGGAGACAUUCUCAGGAACGGAAACCAACAAGAUCUGGCCUCACAUUCAGGCAUUUCUGUCCAAAAAACUCUUCCCCCAAAAUGAUAAGGUUGUUGGGAAAGCCUAGAAUCCACUCUGGGAAAGGAUGGAUUAGUUUAACACACCUUAAAUGGAACUUAACUCUUUGGUCCAAACCAUAGCAGUAUCUCUGUGCCUAUAUAAGACCAUGCCACUUAGUACAACAUAUUGUAGUUGGAUAAGGACCACUUGUUCAACCAAUGUCACAUUCUGUCUGUUCAUUCCAUAUGUAGCCUGAUCCCAGAUCUGUUUAUGCUGUCUUGCCAACUCUUAUUGUCACUGUCAAGCUAAACAUCGAUCGUAGUAGUUGGCAAGACGGCACAAACAGAUCUGGGAUCAGGAUACUCCAUUUGUAACUUGUUGCUAGGUGAUGUGGACUUGUGUCCUUGGUCUCUGUGUGUGUGUGUGUGUGGGUGGGUGGACAGGACAGGACUUGAGGCUAAAGUGCCAUUAUGUGAAGUGGUCUUGAAUUAAUCAAUGUUUGUAGGGCCAAGUGCCUGUUGUCGACUGUACUUUAUCAUGUAGUAGAAGUUUUUAAAUGAUCGAAAAUGUGAAUCACCAUGCAGUUAUUAAUACAUUAAAAUACUGAUUUUAUGCCUAUGACUGACGACACUGAUUGUAGGGAAACAUUUGUCACCAUUUUAAGCUGACAUUUUAAAUUGUUAAAGUGAAACGUAGCAAUAUUAUUACCAUAGUAACCACAUUUCCAUCCAGUUUUAUUUGAGUGAAGUCAUAUCCUAUAAAAUUUCAUAAAAUGAUCACGACAGCUGUGAUGGAAACAGGUUUCGGUGUAAUUUUGUAAAUGCUGACAGAUAAUUUGUUGGUUCGACAUGGUAGGAUCUUUUUGUGUCAGUAAAAUGUAUUAUGCGGUAAAUAGUGGUGGAAACGUCUAUGCGCAAAAUAUUGAAAUAACCAUAUGAAAGUACAUUUGGAGUCACGCGAUGAUAUAGUGUGUGUGAUCCUCCAACUACAACUCAGUAAACCACACAGUUUAUUAGGCUACAGAUGAAAUAAGUUAUGAAGGGUGGUGGAACUGCACGGUGAUAAGAUGGAUGCUGCUUUCCAAUAAAUAGAGGGUCUUAUUCU
Molecule: messenger RNA, 2085 nt
Organism: Oncorhynchus kisutch (coho salmon)
Lineage: Eukaryota; Metazoa; Chordata; Actinopteri; Salmoniformes; Salmonidae
Product: GTP:AMP phosphotransferase AK3, mitochondrial-like
Exons: 5
Coding region: 368-1048 (226 amino acids)
Biological process (GO): nucleobase-containing compound metabolic process
Cellular component (GO): mitochondrion
Molecular function (GO): ATP binding; AMP kinase activity
Source: RefSeq, a predicted model, not a curated record